UUAAGGCCUACUAACGUUGGAUUUCGAAUAUCAACAUACAGUGAAGUGCCGAUUUUUUGUUUGAAUUCACAACUUGAAGUAAAAUGACAAUAUAAUUUUAAUCAGUGUAUGUCAGUUGCCUUUUUCGGUUAUGAAAACUCUUAUUGUAGUGCUCUUUUCGUAGCUCAACGGUUAGCCAAUUUAAAAUUUUGGAAUAUACUGCGGAGAUCAUUAAAAUUAUUCUCGAUUUCGAUUCACAUGCAAAGUAUGCAAUGAGAAUUCAUAGAACUACAUUACGAUGCCGUUAUUUCGUCGAAAAGCAGAAACACCAUUGCCAAGGACUAGUUCCAUAUCAAUUUAUGGGCAAGGACGAGCUCAAGCUUUACAGAAAGCUAAGAAUUCUGACAAGCAUUCUAAUGCUGGGUCCUUUUCAAGUUUUGAUCUAGAUGACAGACCAUAUCCAUUGGCAUUUGCUGAGGCUACAUUUGACCCAUCAUUGCCUAUAAAAAACAAAUCUCGAUUAUCAAAAGAUCUAGAUGAAGUUCUUGCUGAUAAUUCUGCACUGGCGUACUUCAUACAGUUCAUGGAUGCACAUCGUGUUAAGCAUCUGGUCAAAUUCUGGCUAGAGGCGGAAAGUUUCCGAAUUUCAUCAGAGACUAAGCUAAAAUCUGAAAAUAAGAAAAUGACUCUUCUUCAAACUUGUGAUGUAAAUAUAUCUGCCUCAAGCAGUGGGAACAGCAGUUAUGUGUCUGAUAAGUCCGAAGAAGUCUUCCAGUCCUCUAGUCAUGCCACUUGUUCUAGUUCCAAAGUGCUGGACCAUAAAGUUGAUAUAUUUGAGAAAAACUUGCAUGACCCUAAUUUAAAAACACUUGCUGUAAAUAUAAAUGAUAACAAUACUGUGCCUCUUCAUAUUAGUUAUAACGAAACUGUCAAAUUUGAUUUUUCUUGCGGAAACUCAUCUAAUGAUAAACCUAGUAAAAUUGUACAGCAGAGUUCAUCUAUAGACUCUGGUUGUGAAGAAAGAGCUAAAGAACUUACAUUUGAUUGUAGUUUAACUGACAGUAAAUCAAUUCCUGUAAAUAGUGGAAAAAAUAAUGCAAAAUUGUCUGGUAUUAAAAAAGAAUGGAAUGCUGAAAAUGAGGUGUUAAGCAAAGAUAAUCAAAGGACAGAACUUCUGAAAGGUGGUUUGGUGAGACUUGAAACAAGUAUAGAGCAAGAUGCUAAUUCCAUAUAUUGCAAAUAUAUUGCUCUUGAUGCAUCUUUUCCAGUCGGUGUGAGUGAAGAACUUAGAACAGCAAUAAAAAAUGAUAUAUUCAAUUCCUCUGGUGAUAUUGAUCCACAGUGUUUUGUUCCUGCUCAAGAUUUUGUUUUUAAGCGAAUGGAGAAAGAAUAUUUCCCAAAUUUUUUAAGAAGUAAUUUUCAUUGCAAGCACCAGAUAGAUGUACUUACUAGUGGAAAUGUAUUUCUUGCUGAUGUCCUUUAUAAUGAUUCUGCACUUUUCUAUUUUAUGGAGUUUAUGGAACAAGAAGGUGUUCGGCAUCUUGUUGAUUUUUUAUUGAUGGCUGACAAUUUUCAGAAACAUUUACUUUCUCAUCAGGGAAAGUAUGAUGGUCUGCAAGCUCAAACAGAUGCCAUGGUUUUAUAUGACAAAUACUUUUCCCUGCAAGCUACUAUACCUUUGGGCUUUAGUGAUGAGGUCCGAUAUGAAGUGGAAGCAAAUAUAUGCAGAGAAGGAGGACCUUUACCAGAUUGUUUUUUGAAACCUGUAAAAAUUCUUACCCAGUAUUUAGAAAAAACUUACCUUCUCCAAUUUUUAAAUAGUCAGCUUUACUUCAAGUAUAUUUCAGAAUGUAUUAUCAUCAUUCAGAGUGGUGGGACUGAUUCUCCAUUGCAGCAAAAAUACACAGGCAGUGACAGUGGAAGUGAGCAGAGUCUUCCUAUAUCUUCAGUAAACACCCUUCUUGCAAUGGACACUAAACACCAAAGUACAUCUAAAAUAAUAAAAAAUCUUGAUGAUCAAGACAUGAGAAUAGAUACUCAACAAUUUAAUCCUGAUGCACUUUGGCAAAGACCUUUAGCUGGGAAGUUGCAAAUGGCACAUGUUGAUCAUCUGGGAAGAGUGACUACUGAAUUUGAACCAGAUCCUGAAAAGAAACGUGAAUCCAGGAUUUCAAGAGCUGUUAAGAAACUAGUCAACUGGGAUGCAAAUAAAGAUCAAGAAGAAAUGGCAUGGAAAGUAGCUGAAAGGAUAGUAAAAGACAUCUGCAGUAUAACUAUGCCAGAAUCUGUUGAUUCUAUGCCAAAAACUAUACCUGAUUCUAUACCUGAAAUAGAUGAUUUUUUAUUUGACAGCAGCCCAUCAUAGCCAAAAUUGCUCUUUAUGGUAUGCUGUUUAGCUGGUGUUAUAAGUUGGAAUAUAAUGAAAGAAUUCCUAAUUAUGGGUGUUGCUACAUCUUGUGAUAUGAACUCUUAUCUCCUUAUUUCUUCCAUGUUACUUGCUUUUGUAAAAUACUAUCUGCAUGUAUGGUUAGGGUCACAUAUUUAAUUAUUUUAUUUUUGAUUUUCAGGGUAUAGUAAUCUCAGUUUUAAAUUUUUAAUUUCUGUUUCUUCUUUGUACUCAUUUUCUCAGUAUAAGUUUAUAUAUUUUUAAACAUGUUUUUAAUUUUAUGCCAUUGUAUAAAAGGUUAGAAUAUGGACAGAUAAGGCUGAUUUUUAUGAUCUAUUGACCGCCUUAUAAUUUAUUUUGGAUAAUUUAAAAACAUGUUAGUUUUUUACAAACAUUACACUACUUAUCUUCUAGUAAUAACAACAGUAAAUGCUUAUUUAAAGGAACUUUAAAAAAAUUAAAUGAUGUUACAAAGGUAAUAAUAAUAAGCAUGAAAAGUUUUAUAAUAACCAUGCAGUUUUAUCAGAAAAUUUAUACUAAAAGACUAACAGUCAGUCUUUAUUAUUGCAUACCUUAUGUAUAGGAUAAAUUUGGAAGCUAAAACUUAAUCGGGGACAGACAUAAAAUUAUUUGGUUGAUUUUCUUCUAAGCAAACAAUUUAUUAAUAUUAAUAUUUUUGAUAUUUCUUAAAACAAGCUAAAAAUAUUAAUUUUUACAGGUACUUAGUUGCAAAAUUAUUUGUAAAUUAUUCAUUUUUUAUGAAUUUUCAUAUAUAAAUGGUUCUGAAAAUGCACUACUUUUCUCCAAUUAUUUGAAUGUCUAUGUGCAUUGUACUACUUGUAUGAGUUAAUGUAGAUGUGCAUCUUUUAUUUUUGGAAAAAGUGAUACCUUUGUGCUGCUAUAAAUAACUACAUAAUCUAACUGUAUAUCUUUUAAUAUAAACAUUUUAAUAUCAAGUUUAAUAACAUGAAAAAUGUGUUGUUAAUCACUUCAUUAAAGAACUCUGUUUCAGGUGUAUACUGUGUAGUAAACUAAAAUAAUUUUACUGCUGUCAAGUAAAGCAUGAUUGUCGUUUUGUUUAUCAAAAUCAUUCCAAGUAAUUUGUUAAAAAAAAGCUUGUGUACCUUAAAUGCAUAAUAAUUUUUUUAUUAAUUUUGUAAUUAAUAUUUAUUAUCACUCUGAACCUCAUUUUAUUUUAAUUCUUAAGAUUAGCAGUGAAGAAACCUCUGUAUUACCUGAACUUUUCUAUGCCUGAAAAAUUAUAUGAAUUACCAAAAAUUAAACAAUGCUCCCUCAUAUUAUCUCUGUUGUAACUCAGGUUUUUGGAUGCCAUUGUUAGGCUCAUUCUUAGAUUUCUGUUUAAUAACUUAUACAUUCAUUGUAAUACUGAAUUAAAAUUUUCAUGAAAAAUAUUUUAGCCUGAGUUGGACUGAUUCUUAAGAAAUAUGUUUCUUGUCAUGGUAACCAUUAAAUAUUGCAUGAAGCUUAUGCUUCACUAAAAGUUCUCACUGGGAUUUUUGGUAGAGAAUGAAAACCGUUCUUUUAUAGCAGUUUCUUUUCUCUAAUAGAAAUGUAUUUCAAAUUAAUAAUGGAUUUCAAAUGAAUUACUACUACAUCUCUAAAUUUAUUAUAUGCUUCUAAUGGUGUUGUUGUAGCUCUUAAUAUUUUGAGAGACGACUAUUAAUUUUUUUCUCAUUUCUGCAUUGAAUACUUUUUGGCAAAAAUAUUUUAACUCUGCUCUUGAUCAUAAUUGUAUACUUAUAUUCAUGUGUGUGUAUGCGUGCAUAUAUAUAAUUACAUAACGCAAAUAUCAUUUCCAAAUUUCAGAUAGUGUCUGAUUUACUAAACAAUACUGUAUCAGUAAUGAGUUAUUUAAUUUAACAUUCAAAAAAUAAAGUACUGUCAAUUGAUAAAACUGCAUGAUAACAUUGAAUGAAAUUAUCUGCAGAGACAUAUUUGAUAUAAAUAAAUUAUAAAUUAAUAAAAUAAAGUACUGCAUUUAAUUAUGCUUGGGGCUGUGAUCCCAGUGACAAUAAUCACAUUCAUUACUGGAUAAAUUGUUUAUACCUAUAGGUGUAUAUAAGUAUAAACAAUUUAUCCUUUUGAAUGUAUGUUGCUAUAUUUUGCCCAUUGGUCUAUUUUCAUGUUGAAACUUCUUUUUAUCAUUUUCUAUUAAAUUUAUUUGGUUGUGUCAAGUAUGUUUUAUUUAUAUAACCUAUAAAUUAUUUAUAUUACCUAUAAAUAAAACACACACAAAAUUGUGUCCAUUUAAAAUAAAGAUUUUAAAAGGGGUGGAAUUCUAAACUGACUGCAGUUUUUUCAUAUUUUUCUUGUAUAAUGAAGUGUAAAUCUUUAUCAUAAAUUUUUAUGAUAUUCACAUACCAGAAAAAGAGCUUUUCAACUUUUCAUGAUUUAUAUCAUUUUUGUGAUUGUGUCAUUUUAAAAUUCUAAUAUCAGAAAUGCCAUCUUGCAAAUCUCAUUUUUUUGUUGCAUCUGAUUCUGAAAACCAUACUUAUUUUCAAAGAGUCUUGUGAGUUUUGCAUUAUGUUAUGUUGAAUUGGGAUUUUUCUCUUUCCAUAAUACAUAGACUUUUAAUCUUUUGAUAUGUUUAUAUUUUUAUGGGCUAUGCUUAUGUUAUAGUUAUAAAUGAUGACUGCCUGCACAUAUAUAUGCUCUUUAUCAAAUGGUCAUUUAUAUAAAAAUGUAAAAUACUUUAACUUAUGGCACAUGAAUUAGAAAAUUGGUCAAGUUUCUUUCAAUCGUUCCCUGUUUGGUAUUAACACUCUCCCUUUUUAAUUAGUACUCUAUAAUUAUUGCAUUUAAUAUAUUAUAUAUGUUUCCAUUUAAUAUUCAAUUCAAAUUCAAAUAUUUGUAUCUCUAAAUUUCUUAUUACACACUUCUUAGAAUUAGUUUUUAAGACAAAUUAUUUCAUUGGUGGUUUCAUUCAAAUUAUUUCGAAAAUGGUGCCUAAUAAUAAAGCUGGCAGGAGUGAGUACAGCAGCAGACUGGUAGAUUGCAAUCAUAGAAGAACAUAAAAAUCCUUAACAAAACCUUUUAGUCGAUUGUUAAAAUCUGAACUAUUUUAGUUUUUUAAUAUAUAUAUAUAUAUAUAAUUGACAGGACUAUUUUGCAACUUGCUGUAUUUACCAUUUAAAAUGUAUUAUAGUAACAAAAUGGCAGAAUUAAUAACACAAAUUUACUGUGUCUGGAAACAGUUGGAAAGUUGAUAGAUCAAAUAAAAUAUAUAAAAUCUCAUAUGUGUAGAGCCACAAAUUUAAUGGUAUAUUCAGAAAUGUAAACUUCAAAGAACUGAAAGGAAAGAAUAAUUUUUUAGCUACAAUAGAAAUAAAUAAAUCCAUACAAAAUAUUGUUGCAUUUUUUACUGGUAUGCUUUUAGUUAUUUGUGCAAUAUGUUACUUUUUCACCUUGACUGAAUGUUAUAUCUGGAUGUCAAAUAUUUAGACUUAACAGUGCAAGCACCUUUCUGUAAAAAAAUAAGAUCUUAAAAGUCUUUGACCAAUAAAAUUACCCAUGAAGAUAUGAUUUCAUAUAUCUUCUUCCAAGACAUUUCUCUCUGGGAGAUUAAUAGAAUGUGAUUUCAUAUAUCUUCUUCAAAACAUUUGUCUCUGGGAGAUUAAUAGAUUGUCACAUAUAGAAUACAAUUUUUGUUUAUUCUAGACUAUUUUGCAAAGAAUGUCUUGAAGAUGUAAUUGUAUCAGAAAUGCCAGUAAUCUGUAAAUUAAAUGUUAGCUUACACCAUUGUUAUUUAUUUUGUGAAUGAUUUUUGUCAUGAAAUUGGGCAAUAUUAGGGGGGAAAAUUAUUAGUAAAAUGUGACUUUGACAUCUACUAAAGCUUUAUCUUUCACACUGCACAUGCAUGAAGUUUUUGUUAUACCACUGUUGUCUCAGUAUUCUUUAUUUUAGUUACAUUGUGUGAAAUGUAUGAAAUUUCCCUAACCAUUUUAUUUUAUAUCAGUUGUCUGUCUGAAUCUUCCCUUUUCUGAGCUUGAUUGAAAAAAAUCAGAUCAAUUUAUCAGUUUUCUCUGCUUUGUGCAGUCAUAAAAACAUGAAAGAAAACUCAAAAGUUCUUAACACUUACUUAACUAGGACCAUUAACAUACUUUUAUGUUAUCAUUUCAUUCAUAAACUUUUAGUGCCUAUUAUUGUUAUGUUUAUAAAUAAAUAAUGUAAUAAAAAAAGAAGGGUGAAGAAGUAGCUUUUAUUUAACACUCGGCAUGCGGUUAUACUUCGGCGCGAACUUACAUGUGUAACGGGCGUUUUUUUGUGAAUCGUGCGGAAGUAUGGUUAUUCAGGAAAAUCGCAGUAAAUUGAAAACUACUUGUUUUUAUGAACAAUUUUUUUUUUUUAUUUUAUACUUAAAUAUAUACUGUAUGAUUAUUUAACCCCCCCAAAAGAUAUUGUUACGAAAUCACAAAAAUAAACGAUUUUUAAAAUUUUACAAUGUAUUCAAAAAUAUUUUUUCAUAACAAGUACAAAUAGAACUGAUAACAAGUUAAUAGUUCUUUACAGUAUGGUAGCGUUCAAAGCAUUUUCCUCUAUGAAGAGGAACACGGCAGAAGCUAAAUAUGAAACACAUUUCACUUCGCACUUCUUCGACUGCUCACACGCGACAUUGUCUUUGUGGAUUUUUCUUCUUCCCGGCACCAACAAUUUUCUCCAAUACGUGUUUGCGCAUAUCCAUGGACAAUCUUCCAGGAAGGUCGUGUUUUGAUAUCAUUUGCUCUGGUUCUUCAAUGCUGAUUUCAGGUAGUUCAUUAGUAACCCAAUGUCGUGCAAAAAUUUCGUGUAUUUUAUUUUUUGCGUCUUUGUCAAUUUGUAUACUACAUAUGCAUUGAAAAAUGCACAAUUCAUCAUAUACAUAGCUAAGCGCUUUGUCCACUUCACUGUUUUACGCAAAAUACUAUAGUAGGACAAAUACUGAUUGGCCCAAUCUACACCUUUCAUGUACUUGUAGUCAAUCAAAGCAUUUGGCUUUAUGAUUUUUUUGUCUCUUGAUAUGAUCAACAUUACUACUUUCUUUUAUUUCCACAGAAUAGAUUAAAGAGAUGAGACCAACUUCUUUCUUGGAUUGCCAAACUUGUACCAAUAUAUAAUUUUUUCUUCGAAAGAUUGUUUCUCCUUUUUUUCAAAUUAGUUAGGCACUCUGGUAGACCUCUAUUCUUCCUAAUUGUUCCUCAAAUUCAUAUUUUUUUUGGGGGGGGUGGGGUAACAGGGCUUUAGUGUUAUCGAUGCUGUUGUAGUAAUUGACCAUGUACAAAUGGUGCCAGACAUCAGUAUAUGGCAAAACUACUGUGAGUAUCGUUUCAAUCAAACGUAAUCCUUGAGCUGCAUAAACUUCAAAAUUGCAAAUAUAAGCAGUGUCACUUACUGACAAUAUUCGUAUGAGUAUGCCGUAUUUUAUAAUUUUUCUAGCGUUGUAAACUCUAAAAAAACAAUUGUUCUCUCCAAGGUAUUAUGCCCUCAUCUAACGAUACUUGUUGUUUCGGUUUGUAAAUGUUAUUGAAUUUUUCAACAAAAUAAUUUAGUAUAGGCCUGACUUUGAAUAAUCGAUCAGAAUCGUCCGUGAUGUCUUCAUUGUUAUUGAAAUGCCAAGCCUUCCAUAUUUGGAGAAAUCUAUCCCUUGACAUAGUUUAAAAAAAAAGAAAAGAAAAAAGGUGUACUCGUGCAGACAUUAGUUAACCAAUAAUCGUCUCGGGCGUCUUUACGAACUUGUCCCAUGAAAAUAAUAAGCCUCAAAAAUUUCUUAUCUCCGGAAUCGUAAUAUCUCUCUAUUUCAUGCUUUUAGGAGAUAUUUUGAACUUAUUCAUAUUUUGAUAAUAAUACCUGUUUGAUUCCGCGACUAAAUAUGCAAAAAAGUCAUCGCCUAUAAAUAACUUUACUGCAUCAGCUGUGGGUUCAGGAACAUUAGCCAGCUAUUAUUAGUUCAGGAACCAUUUCAUGCUAUUAUUAGUUAUUCCAGGAUGACCCAAAAACUCUUCAAGGUCUGGAGGAUUGUCAAUUGAUGACCAUUCAUCUGCUUCUUCAUCAGAAGUUGUUUCAGAACUACUAGAAAUUCUUCUUCAGAUGAACACUCGAGAACGUGGAAUAAUGUCAUCGUCACUUUUUUCGAUAUCUUGACUUUCAGAAUCACUAUCAUACGAAAAGUCCAAUAAUCUGUCAGUUAUUUCUAAUUAUUUCAUAUUUUCUUCAUCACUAUCUUUGUCACAAUGAUUCAUUUUAUCAAAUUAUUUAAUCAAUAAUAAAAAACCAAGCUUCAAAUUGACAAAAUACGACUUGUACGUUAUGGAGCUAAGAAUUUGAUUGAAGACGAAAUAACUCAACAAAAGACCAAGUAACUCGACAAUCAUAACUUGUUGAAAGAAAAAAUGCAUAUCAAACAACACCCAUAUAAUGUCACACAUGCAUGUAAUUAUACGUAUUUAAUAGAUUUGUGGUGGUUAGUGGGUAUUCACCACAAAUCUACUAAAUACGUAUCUUUACGUGACCCACGCUCCAGUGACAGACUGCAAAAAAUGUAAAAAUAUGUUGCCCACAUGUCAUACGUAUUUUUACAUGAUCCGCGCUCCAGUGACAGACUACAAAAAAUGUAAAAAUACAUUGUCGCAUGCCAAGUGUUAAUAGCACAGUGUUUUACAAUAUACAAUAUUCAUUUUAAAAAUAAAUACACAAUUGUCAUCUGCAGUUGAAUCUUCCUGCUUUAACAUACCGCAGAUAAAAGGAAUGACCCUUUUGGUUCUGGUGCAGUUCUCUAUUGUACUCUUACGUUAUGUUGUAUUAUAUUAUACAGUUAAAGUGAGUCUCCAAAAAUAAGAAAAUUGGAUGUAAUGAACUACUAUAUGAUUAUGUUAGACUAAAACAUUUUUGUAUUUUUCAUAUACCUUUAAGAAUCUCUGCAGGUUUUAAUGAAGAAAUUACUGUUCAAAUUGUCCAUGUUUAGAAUAUUAGGUGACUAUAUUCCUUAUUUCAUCCAUGAAGGAAAACAUCUUCACUACCCCACUAUGAAAAUUAAUUGUAACAUACAUAUUUUGUCUCAUACCAUUGGGGUUGCAUUUUCUUAAUGAUGUUUGACUUGUUCACUUAGGAGCAAAAUUUUUUACCAUCAUAAUAAAACAAAAAUUAUGGUGGUAAAGCAAAAUGUUUUGUUAUUGUGACAAUUAAACCCAGUAUUUUUGUUUAAUAAGUGACUCAUUGCUUCUUUUAAAAAAUGUUUAACAGAGUAGUAUUCAAGGCUUUCUUAACAAUUAAAUCCAGUAUUUUUAUUUAAUUGGUGACACAUUGAAUUGAAAAUAACACAUUGAGAUGUGACACAAUAAAAUUUUUUAACAGAUUUGGCAGACAGAAUAGUAUUCAAGGCUUUCAUAAUUAUUAAUCCGGUAUUUUUGUUUAUUUGGUGACACAUAGCCUUCUUUUGCAAAUUUUUAACAGAGCUGCCAGACAGAGCAGUAUUUGAGGCUUUCUUUUAGGGAAUUUUUUUUUAAUGCUUAUCAGUUUGUUUUGAGUAUAAAUGUUCUUCAGUUCUACUCUGACUCCAAGUUUUGCAUUCUUUAGCUCUUUUGAAAGAUAUAAGAUAUUCUUCAUAAUGGUUAUUGAAUCUUUGGGUUGCAACCAUACAUAUCUUGUGGGAUACUGUUUUUUUUGUCACUGUACAUUGUAUAAGACACAUAGAUUUUCUAGCUCCUUUCGGCUUGUUUUCGUGAUGUAAUGGUAGCACACUCGGCGCAUAUUUGAGAAGUCCAGGUUCGAGCCCCGGUGAGGGUCUUGCUCAUUUUUUGUGUUUACUACUUCAAAAAUUCUAGUGACUCUACAAGAUGACAAAAUUAUCUUCCUUUUCCAUCUUAUCUAGUUGAAUAAAACUCUCAUGUAUUCUUCAGCCAAAUUCUGUGAUUCUGUAUAAAAAAUUUAUUUGCAUGCCGAGCUGUGGAUGUUAAAACUUCUGCAUUGAAGAUAAAAUGAAGAUUUUUUGAAAAAUACAAAAUGGAUGCAGUUAAAUCAAUAUCUGCCAGAAAUAUAGUUUAUCCAAAUCUUCAACUCAUGCCAGAUAACAAAAUCAAAACCAUGUAAUAUCUGCUCAUGGAAAAAAUGCGAAUAUGAGAAAAAAGUUGAAAGAAAAAGAAAGAUUGAGCAUGGGGGUGUUGAAGAAACAUUUUAAAAAUGAAUUGCAAAAGCCAUUGUUUGGUCAGAUGCUUCGAAAGCCAAUUAAAUCUCCAGGCACUGAGAGACAAAAGGAAUGGAUAACAAAUUUAAUAACUGCAAUUAAAUGUUGAUGUAUUUAAGUUAAGUUUAUUAUUUGUUUGCUUUUUGUAAAUGUGACAAUUUUAAUCAGUUUACCCCCCUUUCUUUAUUCAUCAUUAAUUUUUUACACGGUUUUGUGAGCUAUCUGUUUUUCUUUUCAGAUCAGAUAUAGUGAACCAAACUUUUGGUUUCUUGAAGUUUAUAAUAGCGAGGUUUGACUGUAAAGAAAAGUUUGUUAAACUCAGGUAUUGAAUAUUGCAUAUUUGUUUAUCUGUGUUAACCAUUUUUUGCAGAUAUGAAACUGAAAUUAAAAUCAGAAACUUUUUUGAGACUUUGUUAAACAAAUUCUGAAAUCAUAGUUUCUGAUCUUUCAUUUGUAUGGUUUGAAAGAAGAAGGCAGUCUUGAAAUUUUACUAAUGUAACCUAUGCUUAUUGUAGCAGAUAUUUAUUAAUCUGAGUGCAAGAUCUUUGGUUGAUGAUUUCUGAAAUAAAGAAAUAAUUUCUAAUUUUCUUUCUAAUAGCCUGUAUUUAUUUUAAGUAUUAACAUGUAUAGUUUCUUCGGUUUUUAUGUGUUUAAUGUUUGACUGAUGGUAUAAUUGUAAGCGAAUAUUGUCUGUAGCAAAAAGAAUUUUUUAUGUAUUUGGUGGACUUCAGUAUUGGUUACUAUUUUAUGAAAUGCUAUUAUUAUUCCGUUAACUGUUGUUUCUGUUGAAUCUGAACUGUAUAUUUAUCUUUUUUGUGCUUCCAUUAUUUUGUGAGAAAGGUUAAUGUAGAUGUAUGGAUAUAAAGUACACUAGAAAUUGUCUUUCACUAUACAUUAUGUUGUUGAAGUUUGUUACAAUAUAUAUUAUAUUUAAUAUUCUGUAUUUUGAUUCAUAAAUUGUGUUGCAGAAUAUUUUGAAACUAAACAUUAUGUUUAUGUAAACUUAUAUGUAAAUGAGAGAUAAGGUGCUCUGUGAUUUUAUGGAAUUAACUGAUAAUGGAAAAGAGUAUUAAUGCAAUAUGUUAAUAAUUCAUCCAUUUUGGGGUAUGUAAUAUCAGUGUACAAAAUACUGAAAUGUAAAUAAAAGAUAACAUCUUCUUCUCAGGA
Molecule: messenger RNA, 11708 nt
Organism: Stegodyphus dumicola
Lineage: Eukaryota; Metazoa; Arthropoda; Arachnida; Araneae; Eresidae
Gene: pkaap
Product: A-kinase anchoring protein pkaap
Biological process (GO): intracellular protein localization
Cellular component (GO): mitochondrion; plasma membrane
Source: RefSeq, a predicted model, not a curated record